GUUCCCACGACCGGCAAUACCAAACACUCAGUAACUUCACGUUACCGGCUUGUUGCAACUAAGGGCUAAGGGGGUUCUGGCUUUAGAAGAUUGAAAUUGGGCCGUCCACCUUCAGUCAACCUGGUGCACUACCAAAUCUACCUACUAUGGCGGCACCCAAUCGCUACCCCCAGUUUCUCCUCCUUGGAGACAGCCUUGUCCAGUACUCCAGCUACCUGAGCAAUGGCGGCUUUGCCUUCGGGGCCGGUCUUCAAGAGCAUUGCUCGCGCCGGCUUGAUGUCGUCAAUAGAGGCCUGGCUGGAUAUACCACUGCGCAUCUUCUUCGGAUACUUCCAGAGCUGGUGCCGGCCCCCUCGUGCGCCAAGGUCGAUUAUCUUCUCCUCCUCGUUGGCGCGAACGACGCCUGUCUGCCCACCAGCCCAACACGCCAACACGUCCCGCUGGAUGAAUACCGCGCCAACAUCAAGACGAUCCUCACACACCCCUCGAUCACCGCCCACCAACCGACGAUCUUCCUCGUGACCCCGCCGCCCAUCAAUGAGGUCCAGCUCGAGAUAAAUGACCGCAUGAAGGGCGUCUCGGGAAUCACUCGGCUCCAGCGAGUCACAGCCCAGUACGCGGAUGCGAUCCGAGAGGUGGCGGCCGAGUUCAAAGACCAGAAGGUCGUCCUGGUUGAUCUUUGGACGGCGAUGAUGAAGGAGGCUGUUGCGUUGAACCCUAGCUAUGUCCAGGGUGCGGGGAUGCUUGGCUCUAAGGAAAUGGGGGACAGUGAAGAGUUGAGGAGUCUGCUGGUUGAUGGUCUUCAUCUCAUUGGUGCGGGCUACAAGGUCUUUCUUGACGAGCUCUUGCCGCUGGUUGGUCCGACUUGGAAGGAUGAACCCUUCGAUGCUCCGUCGUGGAUAUAUCCGCAUUGGUCUAUUGCUCCUCGAAUUGAUUAA
Messenger RNA from Amorphotheca resinae ATCC 22711, 938 nucleotides. RefSeq lists its product as hypothetical. The transcript is spliced from 5 exons. NCBI's taxonomy places the organism in Eukaryota, Fungi, Ascomycota, Leotiomycetes, Helotiales, Amorphothecaceae. The record is from RefSeq and is a predicted model, not a curated record. Bases 147 to 938 code for a protein of 263 amino acids.